Acanthopagrus latus (yellowfin seabream) is the source of this 3538-nucleotide messenger RNA. RefSeq names its product calpain-5-like. The record is from RefSeq and is a predicted model, not a curated record. Gene Ontology annotation, molecular function: calcium-dependent cysteine-type endopeptidase activity. Gene Ontology annotation, biological process: proteolysis. Bases 807 to 2738 code for a protein of 643 amino acids. The transcript is spliced from 13 exons. Gene Ontology annotation, cellular component: cytoplasm. Lineage: Eukaryota; Metazoa; Chordata; Actinopteri; Spariformes; Sparidae.
UUUAUUGGGUUUUAUUCUGACACCUUCAGCUCUUUCCUUGCCUCAAACCUGUUCCUUCAUACUAAAUGACAUGCGCUGACUUGUGUCAGAGAGUCUACAGGUAAUGCUUCGCACAUCUUUGAGGGCAUUUAAGGCUUUCAGAGAAGGUUUCCCUCAGGUACAAGUGAGGACGAACUUCUCUUUGACACACCUGAUGAAAUCUGUUGCCUUAUCUGACGUGAUGGGUUCAUUUUCUGAGUCGAUCGUGUCUCUAACACGACCGCCGUGUGCUGGCGUGUAUGACAGAAAUGUCUGGAAUGUGAACUGCUGUCACCUUUAUACGUAUCACGGCAAUGAAACGGAGAGUACACGACCUGUUGCUGAAAACGAACAUUCUCGAUUGGUGGGAAACAAAUGCCUCACAGUUCUGAAUUACGCUCACGGCCCAUUAAAGAAGAAACAAACAGCCGACCAAAAAUAACCUGCCUGACCACACUGACCAGGAACUCUCAAACAGAUAACGCACACGAGCACAAAGAGACUCGCAGCCGUGUCCAUGCGCCUGAAUGACUUACUGUCUCGAUCAAAAACUGAAUCAUUUCUUCUUCCUAAUUUCAUAUUCUAGAGCUAAACAACAGCAGUGAGAGGUGAUGAAACAUGAGAAAACACAGACAGGGUGUGGCUCCACCAAUGCACAUGCAUAAAUAGGUAACUUAUGUGUAGGCGGGCGUCACAGGCAGGUACAACACCUGGGAACUUCCUUAUUGUGGAGCAGGAACAAAUCCUCCUGUCCGAGUGAUACGCUGAGAGGCUUCACCGUCUGCACCAUGUUCUCCUCCGCCGUCCCAUACAAGAACCAGCACUACAGCGAGCUGAGGAGCGACUGCAUCACGGACAAGAAGCUGUUCGAGGAUCCGGAGUUCCCAGCCACCAGUGCAUCGCUGUACUUCAGGAAACCACCUCCCGGUUUUGUGGAGUGGAAACGACCUGGGGAGAUAAGCAAUGAACCCCGUCUGUUUGUGGAGGGCAUCAGUGCUCACGACCUGAACCAGGGAGUUGUGGGAAACUGCUGGUUUGUCGCCGCCUGCUCCUGCCUGGCUUUGAAGCCAGACCUCUGGAAGAAGGUGAUUCCUAAUCACAAGGAUCAGGAGUGGGACCCGAAACACCCGGAGAGCUACGCCGGAAUCUUCCACUUUCAGUUCUGGGUGUUCGGGGAGUGGGUGGACGUGGUGGUGGACGACCGGCUGCCUACGAUCAACGGGGAACUCAUCUACUGCCACUCGAAGAACAACAACGAGUUCUGGAGCGCCCUGCUGGAGAAGGCCUACGCCAAGCUCGCCGGCUGCUAUGAGGCCCUGGAGGGGGGAAACACCGGAGACGCCGUGGUGGAUUUCAGCGGGGCCGUGUCCGAAGCCAUCAACCUGGAGGCAGAAGCUUUCUACAAGGACCAGAAAAAACAGGACCAGCUGUUUGAGGAUCUACUGAAGGUCUACGACCGUGGAGGGAUCAUAAGCUGCUCCAUUAAGGCAGAUCCUCAUGAAAUUGAGCUCAAGAUGGCGAACGGGCUGGUGAAAGGCCACGCGUACUCGGUAACUGCGGUGAAGAAGGUGCGCCUGGGUCACGGGCUGCUGGCCUACUUCAAGAACGAAACCAUUCCUCUGAUCCGCAUGAGGAACCCCUGGGGCAAGACUGAGUGGAAUAGAGCCUGGAGUGACAGCUCUGAAGAAUGGUCAAAGGUCGGAGACACCGAGCGAGGCAACCUCGGCAUCACAGUUGAAGAUGACGGGGAGUUCUGGAUGUCAUUCACAGACUGGUGCCAGUGCUUCACAGACGCAGAUGUCUGCCGUCUCAUCAACACCUCGCUGAUCAGUGUUCACAAGACGUGGCAUGAGGUCGUGCACUUCGGGAGCUGGACCAAAAACGCAGAGCCGCUGUUGAACCGCUGCGGUGGCUGUUCCAACCACAAGCGGACAUUCCUGCAGAACCCACAGUACUUGUUCGAUGUCACAAAGGAGGUUGAUGAGGUCCUCAUCUCCUUGCAACAAAAAGACAUUAGAAUCCAAAAAAAAGUUGGUAGAGGAGACAAUCUAAGCAUUGGCUUUGGUGUUUUCAAGGUGGAACUGAACAGGAAGUAUCGGCUGCACGACAUCCUGACCCAACAGUGCGUGGCCACGUCCACCUACAUCAACGCCCGCGCAGUGUUCAUGAGAGUCACGCUCUCGCAGGGCCGCUACGUCAUCAUCCCCACCACCUUCGAGCCUCUGACGCUGGGGGACUACAUGCUCCGAGUAUUCACAGACGUGGACUCGGGCUGCAGGGAGUUGACAGAGGAUAAACCACGAGUCAGAUGCUGGAGUUCAUUCCUCGGAUACCCACAAGCUGUGAGUCAUGUCUACGUCCAUGAAGCCGAGGGGCUGCAGAACCAGGACAGCUCAGGAGGUGCAGACCCCUAUGUGAUCAUAUACUGCGAGGGCCGCUCAGUAAGAUCCACCAUCAAGAAGGACACCUUGAAACCAGAGUUUGCGACAAGCGGCGUUUUCUACAGGAAGAAGCCCAGAAAGCCCAUAACUAUAGAGGUGUGGAACAGCAACGCGGUGAAGGACGAGUUCAUGGGCCAGGUGGUGCUGUCCGGGUCGGUGAAGGACCCGUCUUCCCCUCAGAGGCUCCAGCUGAGGAAACGUGGACGGCAGCAGGCGGAUGAGAUGCCCGGUUUCAUCAGUCUGAGGAUCUGCACUUCCACUCAGCUGACCGCCAUCUGAUCACGUCGGUGACCUGAGAGAGAGACGAGUAUAUUUUCUCGUCUGAACUAUACGGUGAGACUGAUGGGACAGGAGGCAUCGAUCAAAGCACCGACAACACCACCACCGCUGGAUGCGGACCAUGCUUGAGGAGAAAUUUACAUUAUUGAAUGAUGUUGUUGAAUUGUUUUUAAAGUUGAGAGGUGAGCAGGGCACUAUUGGACAGACUGAAUGUCGUUUUUUAAAAUCAAGAUGUUUAAACUUUUGACUUUUUUCUUUUUUACAAUUUAAAUGAUAUUGACGUUUUCUAAGUUGAUUGUAAAGAUAUCAGAUGUGACGCUAAUUUGUCAUUCGAGUCUUACCAUACGUUAGUCUCCUUAAUGCACAUAUGACACAUACAUCAUGUAUCAUCUAUUACUUUCAUGCAUGUUCUGUUCCUCUUAUUGAUCAGUUCAGUUCAUCAUGUUUUAUUCUCGUCACAGUCGCCAGAAUAAAAUGUCUGAACACUACAAACAUAUUUAAAUUUGAACAGCUAAGGUAAGACAGCAGCCAAACCUGGGACCAAUGUUGAAGAUGGUGUUUCAACAACUGUAGUCAUGUAACCACCAGAAAUUUGAACUAGACAUGGGGGAGUUUCCAACAGUAGUGCAUGACGUACUUAAAAGUCACACAUAGUUUAAAAAAAAGAUGUUAAAAUAUUACUUGAGUAAACGUAAAGGUCACCCAUAUGGAUGUUCAUUGAGUAAAAGUGUUAAAGUAUCAAAUAUUAACUGUACUUAAGUAUCAAAAGAAAAAAUAAAGAAGUGAUACUUUUGUUUAUA